Messenger RNA from Rangifer tarandus platyrhynchus (Svalbard reindeer), 2355 nucleotides. The record is from the annotation of a GenBank genome assembly. NCBI's taxonomy places the organism in Eukaryota, Metazoa, Chordata, Mammalia, Artiodactyla, Cervidae.
AUGUACGCCUUCUACUCGCUGCUCAUCUACAUCUUCUACAGCCUCUUCCGUAGGGAUGGCGGGGCCGCGACGGCCGCCGACGCUGGAAACCCGGCCCAGAGCGCCCGCUGUAAGCCCGGGAGUCGCCGCCGCGCCGACCAGCCAACCGCAGAGCUGUGGACAGAGCUGACCGGCCUGGUCGGCUCUUCGGAGGCCGAGGAUGGGUCGGGAGGGGGAGCCGAGCGCUGUCCGGCGGAGGUCUCCCUGGAAGAGGCUCUCGUGCGUCUUGCCGAGUUCCUGUCAGUCCAGCUGGGGGCGGAAGAGAGCUUUGGGACUCCUCCCGACCUGAGCAAGCCCGGUGAUGUUCCCCCACUGUUAACGGUGACUGGUCAAUUCUUGGCUCUCCUGGCAUGGAUUCGAAGUCCCAGGGGCAGGCAGGCCCUGUCCCAGGGGAUGCAGCCUGUCUCAGGGGUGCAGCACCCUCCUCCUGCUGGAUCCCCAUUGCAAGAAGAAAGCCCUUCCCUUUCACCAAGGGGGGAGGCCCAGGGGCAGCAGCCUCCUCAGCUGGAAGAGGACCAGAGGGCUUGGCAGCGGCUGGAACAGCUCAUCCUUGGACAGCUGGAAGAGCUGAAGCAGCAGCUGGAACAUCAGGAGGAGGAGCUGGGCCAGCUGCGCCUGGGAGUGGGAGCAACAGACUCAGAGAAAAGGGUUCAGCAUCUGACUCUGGAGAACAAAGCCCUGAAACAGAGCUUGAGCCUUACUCGGGAUCUCCUGCUGCACUGGGGCCCUGCCCCCCACACCAGGGCCCCCCAGGAGAAGGCAGAAGCCCUGCUGGAGCUUCGGGGGCGGCUUCAAGAAGCCCAGGACACCACGGAAGCCCUCCGAGUCCAGCUAGGGGUGCAGGAGGUGCAGCUGCAGGGCCUUCAGGGGGCCCUCCGGCAGCUCCAGCAGGAGACUGAGCAGAACUGCAGGAGGGAGCUGCAGCAGAUGCGAGGGCAGCUGGCAGGACUUCGUGCUCGCAUGGCCAGCUUGCGUCAGGGCUGCGGGGACCUCCGGGGACUCGUCAGCACCUUUACCCAGAGCUGCCAGGGUUCUCUGAGUGAAGCCCAGGGACAGGUUUCCUGGGCUCUGGGGGCACUGUCAGCUGAUGGGGCUGGGACUCAACUCGCGGAGGCGCCGCAGGGGCCUCUCCCCGGAUGCCCAGGGCGGCUGCUGGAGCUCAAAGGAAACAUUCGUGUGCUGUGUCGCCUGAGGCCAGGGACACCCUCCAGCCUGGUGAGCCUAGAGCCCGGCCCAGGUGGCACUGUUACUACCUGCUAUCGAGGGCACCAGCGUCGCUUCCGCCUAGACUGGGUCUUCCCUCCGCACGCCAGCCAGGAGGAGGUCUUCAGGGAGCUGGAGUCUGCUGUGCUGUCCUGCCUCGGGGGCUACAGUGUCUGCAUUUUCACCUACGGUCAGACAGGGACGGGGAAGACCUACAGCAUGGAGGGCCCGCCUGAGGACCCCGGCAUCGCUCCUAGGGCACUGCAGUCACUGUUCCAGGAGAUGGGCACAGGCGGGCAGCACCGCGUGACCCUCAGCAUGGUGGAGAUCUACAAUGAGGCUGUCAGGGACCUCCUUGCCCCAGGGCCUCCCCAGCGCCUGGCAGUGAGGCAGGGCCCAGCAGGCCAGGGGGGAGUCCAGGUGGCUGGCCUCACCCACUGGGACGUGCCCAGCCUGGAGUCUCUGCACCAGAUGCUGAGCCUGGGGAGGAGCAACCGGGCCACCGCCGCCACAGCCAUGAACCAGCGCAGCUCUCGCUCGCACGCCCUGGUCACGCUGACACUGCGCACAGCGUCCCCAUCGCGCGGUACCGGCACCGCAGGCACGCUGCACCUCGUCGACCUGGCGGGGUCCGAGCGCGCCUGGAAGGCGGGGGCGGCCAGUACAUCUCAGGAAGACCGGGACGGCGCCCAGCGUCUACGGGAGGCUCGGACCAUCAACCGCUCACUGCUGGCGCUGGGAGGCGUGAUGGCCGCGCUGCGGGCCCGCCGGCCCCACGUGCCCUUCCGCGACUCGCAGCUCACAAGGCUGCUGCAGCCGGCGCUGGGCCCAGGCGCCACGGCGGUGCUGCUGCUGCAGAUCUCCACGCGGCCCGAGGAUCUCGGCGAGACGGUGUGCUCGCUCAAGUUCGCCGAGCGUGUGAGCCGAGUGGAGCUGGGGCCGGCCAGGCCCCUCAGGGCCCCCCGCUCCGGGACACCCUCCUCCUUGAGCACCGACACACCACUCUCCGGGACCCCCUGCACCCCCACGCCGUCACCCGGCAGCCCUCCAAGCCCCGGCUUAGACAGCGGCUCCAGCUCGGCCCUGGCACCGCCGGAGGACCUGCCUUCCUAG